Volvox carteri f. nagariensis is the source of this 1680-nucleotide messenger RNA. RefSeq lists its product as uncharacterized. NCBI's taxonomy places the organism in Eukaryota, Viridiplantae, Chlorophyta, Chlorophyceae, Chlamydomonadales, Volvocaceae. Gene Ontology annotation, molecular function: GTPase activity. The transcript has 7 exons. Gene Ontology annotation, cellular component: cytoplasm. The coding region runs from base 182 to 1279 and encodes 365 amino acids. The record is from RefSeq and is a predicted model, not a curated record.
CAGAUUAACACUCACGUUUCUGGGGUGCUUUGGUAUUGCUUUUUCGCUUCUAGAAGUAGAAGGCUUGCCGCACUUCGCAUCCUAGGAUACAAAUGUAACGAUUUUGUUAUGUCGUGUCCUAUAUGUAUUAGCAAUUACCUUCCGACUUGGUAGCAGCGCUCAUCUUUCAUUGUCCGUCAAGAUGCCCUUCGGCCAGGUCGUGAUUGGCCCACCCGGCAGCGGCAAGACAACCUACUGUCGGGGCAUGCAGCAAUUUAUGCAGGCUACGGGCCGCAAGGUUGCGAUCGUCAAUCUUGACCCCGCCAACGACAUGCUGCCGUACGAGGCCGCAGUGGACAUCGCCGACUUAGUCUGCCUGGAAGAGGUCAUGGCGGAGCUCAAGCUCGGACCGAAUGGAGGCAUGUUGUACUGCAUGGACUAUCUGGCCAAGAACCUGGACUGGCUGCAUGAGAAGCUGGCGCCCUUAGAAAAGGAUGAUUACUACUUCCUAUUCGACUGCCCGGGCCAAGUUGAGUUAUUCACCGGGCCCGGCGGCGGCUCCGUACGUGCCGUACUGGACGAGUUAACGGGGGCGCAGUAUCAUUACCGGCUAGUUGCCGUACAGCUGGUGGACGCGCACCUGUGUACAGACCCGGCAAAGUACAUUUCGGCGUUGCUGCUGUCACUGAGCACGAUGUUACAUCUGGAAUUACCGCACAUCAACGUACUGUCCAAAAUGGAUCUCGUACGACAGUACGGCAAGCUAGACUUCAACCUGGACUUCUACACCGAGGUCCAGGACCUGGGCUUUCUGGUGCACGCCAUGGGGAGUCAGCCCUUCUCGAAGAAGUUCCGGAAGCUGAGCCAGGGGCUGUGUGAGGUGGUGGAAGAGUACGGCCUGGUGUCGUUCAUGCCGUUUGCCAUACAGGACAAGGCCAGCUUGCAGCAGCUGAUGGUGGCUGCUGACAAGGCCAACGGCUACUGCUUCGCCACCCUGCGGGGCCAUACACCGUACCCGCCGGAGAUGCUGUACGGCAGCGCGGACGCGGGUUUAUCAGAUCGCGAUAUCUGGCUAGGCAUGCAGGAGAAGUACGUGAAUGGGGAGGUGGUGGAGGGGGCCGCCGCGGAGGCGGGGGCAGAGACAGCUACAGGAGCUGGGGUGGAGGGGGGACCGGCGCGGGGAUCUGGCCAUGGAGUCAGGGGCCCACCGCUGCCCUCGCCACCGGCGGUGCGGCCGACCGGUGCGGUGAUGCGGUUCGCAGUUAAAGAGGAGGAAGAGGAAGACGGGGGGAAAGGAUAGGGAAAAGGGGAUGGUGAUGGAGGGUGAAAUGGGUUUUGCAUGCAUGGGGGGUUAAAAGAGGGCGAUACCUGUGUUUUAUGUGGUCUAUGUGGUCUGAGGGAUUCAGCAGCGUGCUGCGUGGACACUGGCUGGAUGGAGGCGGGAUGUGUGGGGGUUGUGAGGAAAGGUGGGACGAAGCGAAUUGGGAAGACGCAGCCCCCCGUUCGAGUCUCUUUGGUGUAGGAUGUUCAUUGACCUGCUGCUCGCGGUUGCACGUGUGGGGGGGAAGGCUUAUCGCAGUACCUUGUGUUGGGUAAAAACACAAACAACCGUUAUCUGCCGUUGGGCCCCCUCCGGGCUCCGGUCCCGUAGGUCAUAUCUUUGAAGGGUAGUUCCACAACUCCAGGUGGUGUAACGCACAC